Linderina pennispora is the source of this 731-nucleotide messenger RNA. RefSeq names its product MSF1-domain-containing protein. Bases 1 to 519 code for a protein of 172 amino acids. Lineage: Eukaryota; Fungi; Kickxellomycota; Kickxellomycetes; Kickxellales; Kickxellaceae. The transcript has 2 exons. Gene Ontology annotation, biological process: phospholipid transport. Gene Ontology annotation, molecular function: phosphatidic acid transfer activity. The record is from RefSeq and is a predicted model, not a curated record. Gene Ontology annotation, cellular component: mitochondrial intermembrane space.
AUGAGACUCUUCGAGGCCACACACGUUUUCAAGCACGACUGGGACACAGUGAGUCUGGCCAACUGGCGCAAGUACCCGAACGACAAGACGCCGCACGUCCGCCACGUCGAGGUCAUCAACCAGGAGCUCGACGAAACCACCGGCAUCCUGCGCAUGGAACGGCUCAUCAUGGUGAAGCAGAACGUGCCAACUCUGAUUCGCAAGCUCUUUGGCGGUGACGUCUCGUACGUGCUUGAGUACUCGGAGGUCGACCCGAAGCAGCGCACGCUGACCAUGCAGAGCCAGAACCUGACGUUCGGCAACCUGCUGUCGGUCGGUGAGCACAUCGUGUACAAGCCGGAUCCGGAGAACGUCAAGCACACGGUGUUUGUGCAGUCCGCGCAGGUGAAGGCCGCUGGGGCCAUGUCGCGGUUUGCGAGCAGGGUCGAAGACUUUUGCGUCAAUCGGUUCAAGGAUAACGCCAGCAUUGGGCGCAUGGGCCUGGAGCAGCAGGCGCAGACUAUGCUCCUGGCUGCCUAACAGGGCCCGCCUCCCUCCAAAAGAGCCAAAAGAAGAGCCACCAUUGCGGUAAGCAACUGGUGCCGGCUUUUUUACCCCUAUCUGGGCGCUUACUGAUGGGUAAGAUAAGCAGGGCCGCAUCGAACAUGGCAUUUCCGUGUCACACAAAGCGGCCUUUCAAUUCUCACUGUCAGCACAGUCGCCACCACCUGCGAGUGUGGGAUAUUACAUGC